This is a messenger RNA of Closterium sp. NIES-65, 3255 nucleotides long. NCBI's taxonomy places the organism in Eukaryota, Viridiplantae, Streptophyta, Zygnematophyceae, Desmidiales, Closteriaceae. The record is from the annotation of a GenBank genome assembly.
AUGUCGUCGACGCGGAUGGCCACGUCAUCAUCGAUGGCAUUAGUGGGCUCCUUACUCGCCAUCAUCAACGAGAUCUCCGCGCUCGGCGAUCGCCUGCGCAGCCACAAGCGCUCGUGUCAGAUUCUCAUCCGUCGGAUCAAGCUGCUCGCGCCGCUCUUCGAGGAGAUUAGAGACGUCAAGAGCCCGCUCCCGCCGGCGGCGGUGGUGGCGUUUCAGAGCAUGCGGGCCGCGCUUAGCGCCGCCAAGACCAUUCUCGUGGACUGCAGCAGCGGAAGCCGCAUCUGGAUGGUCAGUGCGCCUUACCUCCCUUCUCCCUACCGCCCUUCUUUCCCUAAUCCAUCUAUAUGGUCAGUCGACCUUAUCGAUCGUUACCCCUCGCUUUCCUUCCACCCCUCUUCUUACCUUACUCAUCUUGACAAUCAGGGUUGUAACGUUGCACCUUGCUCCUCGCAUCGCAUCAUCUUCCUGCGUCCUCGCUUUCCCGCCACAUCAUCUCCUCCCUCCCCGCGCUCCCGCCCUCCCCGCGCUCCCGCCCUCCCCGCGCUCCCCGCUCACCCCGCUCUCCCGCAUUUCACUCGCCCCUACGCCUCGCGCCUCUCUGAUGUGAUGGAGCGCGAGGCGAUGGCGGAGCGCAUGCGCGCGGUGAACCUGGAGCUGAGCGGCGCGCUGGCGGACCUUCCGAUGAACGUGAUGGCGAUCUCGGAAGAAAUCCAGGAGCAGACCCAGCUGGUGCAGGUUCAACUGAAGCACAGCCGCGCGUUGGACGAUGCACAGGAGGAGCAGCUGUACGCCCACACGCAACUCGUGCAAGUGCAGUUGAAGCGCAGCCGAGCAUUGGACGACGCGCAGGAAGAGCAGCUAUAUGCGGACGUGCGCCACAUCCUCUCUGACCCGCGCCUGGGCGGCCCUCCCCUCAACAGCUCCGCCCGUCACCCCGGCCCCGCCGCUGCUGCUGUUGCUGCUGCUGCUGCUGCUACUGCUGCACCCGGCGCCUCUGCCGCUGUCUCUGCCUCUGCAGCUGCUUCCCAGGGGGAAGUUGACGGCUCAGGACCGAUGAUUGACCUGUCAGCAGUGCCGCAGUCGCCGCACCCCUCUGCUCCUCCUCCCUCCCCAGCCGUUCUCUCCGCCUUCCCCUCCUUCCCUCAUACACGUGCGGAGAUUGACAAGGUUGCUGCUUCUGCUGCUGGUGUUACGAUCACAGUGUUACCGUCUGGUGUGACAGGAGAGGAAGGGGCAGGGGCGGGAGGGUCUGCAGCAGGAGGAGCAGGGGGGGCAGCUGGGCGGUUUCCGUCAUUACCCUCGCUAAGUUCCGUGGAAGCAGGGUUACUAGACCCGGUUUUGGGCAAGCUAGGGCUGAUCUCCCUGCCUGCUGUUCUCGAGGAGAUAGCCUCGCUAAAACGAGCGCGGGAUCAGCUUAUAGAGGAGACGGAUGCAGCAGUGGCAAGCGGCAAAGGGGGUGGGGGUGGGGAAUCUGCAAUGGAACGGCUGAGGCUGCGACUAAAUGAGGAGCUCAGGAAGGGGGCAGAGAUGAGUUUUUCAGGAGAGGAGGAGGGAGGGUCUAGUGGGGGGCGAGGGGAAGGGAAAGAGGAGGGCCCUUCUGUUUCUUCCAAGUCUCUGUUUUCACCCAAAAGUGCAGUUUCUUCUAGAGGGGGGGAUGGGAGGUCGGGGGAUGGCAGCGUGUGUUCAAGAGCGGAUGCAGAGCGGAGGGUUACGUUGGAGAGUAGAAGGAAUGAGAAGCUAAGGGAGGUUGAGAAGAUUAUACUGUUACUGGAGCGGCUUAAAGUGAGUCUAAGCGGAGGGAUGGAGGACAGGGAGGAGGGGAGCGGUGGAAUGAGGAAGUCGGGGAGUGGGGAUGGGUCGGGAGGGGAGGAGGGGAAUCCGGAGGAUGGGGUGGAUAGGGGCGGCAUCGGCGUGGGCACUGGGUCGGCGCUGCGGUCGAAGUCCGGGCGGCUGGUGGUGCCUCCGGAUGACUUCCGUUGUCCUAUCUCGCUGGAGAUUAUGAGGGAUCCGGUGAUCGUCUCUACAGGCCAGACGUACGAUCGAGCGUACAUAGAGCAGUGGCUCAAGGAGGGUCACAAGACGUGCCCCAAGACGCAGCAGAUCCUAUCCCAGCCCGCCUCGCUCAUCCCCAACUUCUCCCUGCGAAGCCUCAUCCAGCAAUGGUGCGAAGCCAACAAUGUUGAACUACCCAAGAGAACGCACAAGUCAGGCCACAGGCACCGCCAUCACAGCAGCAAGCAUGGUAGCAGCAGCAGCAGCAGUGGUGGUGGUAGCAGCAGCGGGGGUAGAAGUGCGGGUGGGAGCGGUGGGGGUGGUGGGUCCGGUGGGGGAGCAGGUGGGACCGGGGACGGAGGCUCGGCGGAGAUUUCGCUCUCGGAUCGACAUCAGGUGAUGCAGCUUCGGGACCGGCUUCGCUCGCCGGAUCUGGAGGUUCGAAAGGGUGCUGCGGUUGACGUAAGGCUGCUGGCGAAACGAAGUGUGGAGAACCGGGUUGCAAUGGCCGAAGGAGGCAUCAUUCCCCUCCUGGUCGAAUUACUCACUGACCCUCUCCCAGCUGAUGCCAAAAUGCAGGAGCAUACGGUUACCGGGUUACUAAACUUGUCAAUCAACGACCCGAACAAGAGCCUGAUUGUCUCAGCUGGAGCCAUCCCGGCUAUAGUUCGGGUUCUGGAGAAAGGAGGCAGCAUGGAGGCUCGAGAAAACGCGGCAGCGGCGCUGUUCUCGCUCUCAGUCAUGGAUGAAAACAAGAUUUCGAUCGGGCAGGCGGGAGCGAUACCGGCCCUGGUGGACCUGCUUCAGCAUGGGUCAACUCGGGGAAAGAAAGAUGCGGCUACUGCAAUCUUCAACCUGUCGAUCUACCAGGGGAAUAAGGCAAGGGCUGUGCGUGCCGGGGUGGUUGCGCCUCUUGUGGAUCUGCUCGUGCAUCGUCGAUCGGGCAUGAUGGACGAGGCUCUUGCGAUCCUGGCCGUCCUUUCGACGUCCCCAGAGGGGCGGACGGCGAUAGGAGAGGCGACUGCAGUGCCUAUUUUAGUGGAGCUUAUGAAAGAUGGGUCUCCGAGGAACAAGGAGAAUGCGGCUUCGGUGCUGCUCUCGCUGUGUUUGAACGGCAGGGAGCACACGGAGCUUGCGGUGCAGUGCGGUGCUGUGCCGCCGCUGCAGCUGCUGCUGAGGAGUGGCACGCCCAGGGCUAAGCGGAAGGCGUCUCAGCUUCUGCAGCACCUGCAGGACCAGGACCUAAUGUCCAAGAGGAGUUAA